Messenger RNA from Frankliniella occidentalis (western flower thrips), 1900 nucleotides. RefSeq lists its product as uncharacterized. The coding region runs from base 140 to 1900 and encodes 586 amino acids. The transcript is spliced from 4 exons. Lineage: Eukaryota; Metazoa; Arthropoda; Insecta; Thysanoptera; Thripidae. The record is from RefSeq and is a predicted model, not a curated record.
CGUGGCCUGCCCGGCACUGCUGCGAGCGCUGCGGGCGGUGCGGCUGGUGUGGUGUUGUACUACAGGUAGGAGACGUUCAGGCCGUUCGGUGGGGAGGCGUGUGGUUUGCUAUACUUCGUCCACACUUAAAUGUUCCAGAAUGAGACCAACAAAAACUUUGACGCUCGGCAGCUAUAUUGUCGAGAAGGACAACCGAAAUAUAGUUUUGUCCUCCACAUGCAAAUAUUGCAGGAAGACAUGGAAGUUUUACAACGCUACCAGAAUGACCGAGCAUCUUGCUAAGCAUUGCAAGAAGAUACCAUUUGAUAUCAAAGAAGCUCUGGCCCCCAGCUCUUCCUCCAGUCAACAGGAUAUUCAGGGAGAGGAGGUAGAUACACCUCAGGAGAAUGUCCCUGACUCAUCACCAUCCGGUACUGCAGCUUCUACUUCUACAUCUGAAGUUAACCGAAGUAAACGGCCUUUGUCAGUCCCUCAGUUUCUAGACCGAAUGACAGAUAAUGAAAAGCUAAAGCUCCAGACUCUUCUGUCUAAGGCAAUGAUUAUGAGCAAUCUACCAUUUUCUACAUUCUCAUCACCAGAGUGGAUUAAGUUUUUCAAGGAAGUCCGACCCUCAUUUGACCUACCAUCUGACUGGAACUUGCGUCAUGCUCUGCUUGAUUACCAUUAUGAAGAAAUAAACAAAAGUGUUGCGAACCAGGUUGAGAAGGCUGAUAGUGUUUGCAUCUUAACAGAUGGUUAUUCGAAUGCAAGGAAUGAAGGUAUUAUGGCAUUUAUAAUAACAACUCCCACUCCAUUAUUUUAUGACAUGGCAUUGCCAGGGGAAGAAAAAGAAACUAGUGAGUAUGUGAGUGGUGAAUUAAUUAAAAUAAUUGAAAAGGUGGGCCCUGAAAAAGUAAGUGGCAUUUGCACUGAUAAUGCAUCAGUAAUGAAAAAGGCAUGGAAAAUUAUUGAAGAGAAGUACAAACAUAUUUCCUGUUAUGGUUGUUCACCUCAUACUCUAAACCUUCUUACCAAAGAUAUUGCAAAACUACCAUCAAUCAAGACAGUACUCAACAAGUGCCAGAAAGUGGUGAAGUCAUUUAAACGGUGUCAUGUACCUCUAGCUAUUUUCACUAGAAAACAAAAGAGGGCACACGGACAAAAUGCAGUCACUUUAAAAUUACCAGGAAAAACAAGGUGGUCAGGAACAGAAGAGAUGUUGACCAGCUUGCAGAAAAACAAGAAAGAACUUAAAGAGACAGUUAUUGAUUCUAGAGUUAAAUUUAAGGACUCAUCAAUAAAAACUAUUGUACUUGAUGAAGAUUUCUGGGAAUUGGUAAACUCUACUAGAAAACUACUAAAACCAAUAGUGAGCAGUAUAAUAUACUUGGAAGGAGAUGAGCGCACUGUAGCUGACGUUCCAACUGUCUUGGCUAGAAUGCAGAAAGAAAUAUCAGAAGUCCUGGAGGAUUGGCCUCUUUGCGACAUGGAUGUUGUGCAGGAGAUAGAAGACCUGGUUGAAAGCCGCAUUAUUUAUGGUUUAAAAGAUGUACAUCUGGCAGCCAACUAUCUCCAUCCAAUUCAUCAAGAGCCCAGGCUGGACGCGGCGGUGUGGGUCCUUGGCAAGGCCCUGGCCAAGGUCCUGGCCAAGGUCCUGGCAAAGGUCCUGGCAAAGGUCCUGGCAAAGGCCCUCCUGGCCAAGGUCCUGGCAAAGGUCCUCCUGGCCAAGGUCCUGGCCAAGGUCCUGGCCAAGGUCCUGGCCAAGGUCCUGGCCAAGGUCCUGGCCAAGGUCCUGGCAAAGGUCCUCCUGGCCAAGGUCCUGGCCAAGGUCCUGGCUAAGGUCCAAGACCCGGUCUUGGAUGUGAAUGGCAUCCUCCAUAAGAUCCAAGACUGGGAAUUGAAAUUCAAGGGACGUUCUUGA